Molecule: messenger RNA, 4228 nt
Organism: Ochotona curzoniae (black-lipped pika)
Lineage: Eukaryota; Metazoa; Chordata; Mammalia; Lagomorpha; Ochotonidae
Gene: UBL3
Product: ubiquitin like 3
Exons: 5
Coding region: 1075-1428 (117 amino acids)
Molecular function (GO): protein binding
Source: RefSeq, a predicted model, not a curated record
CUCGCGCCCGGGCAGCCGCCGCCGUCGCCAUGUUGGUGUGAGAGGCGAUGACAGGAGGCGGCCGCGGCGUGUGGGACUGAAAAGUGGAGGACGCCAAGGAGGAGGAGGAGGAGGAGACACAAAGCUCUGAGAGAGGAACCCCUUCCCGGGCUGAGGCGCGGGGAGGACCCGGCCCCUUCCGGGGAGCCGCCGGAGCUCGCGAGGCCGGGGCGGGGAGGAGAAGGCGGGGACGCGGGAGGCGGAGGCGGCGGAGCAGCGCCGAGCAGCCCGAGACGAUGCGAGCCGAGCUCCGGCGCUGCCGGGAGGCGCUGGCGGCCUGAGCCCCGACGGCCGCUGGGCUGUGCUGCUCGCGCUCGCCCUCCGCGCGCGGGGAGAGGGGCUUGGGCGGCGGGCUCCCGGCUCACUUCCAUGCCCUUGAGCGCGGCUCGGGCCGGCCCGGCUCUCCGCCCCGGCCACGGCGGCGGCGGCGCCAGUUGAGCCGUUGUUGUUUUUCUGUUUGUUUUGUUUUUCCUUUUUUUUUUCCCCCUCCCUCCUCCUCCCCGCGCCCGGGCUGCUCGGCGAGGUGGCCCCUGCAGCCACGCAGCGGCUCGCGCGUCCAUGUGCCAUAGCACUCUGUGUACCCGCGCGCCGGGGCGUUUUUUCUCCUGCUUAAUGAAGACUUGACUCGGGAGCGAGUGUGAAUCACUGCCGGGGCCGGGAAAGGAGGAAGGCGGAUUUAACCCCCUCCCACCCCGCUCCAAGUCCGUGUGUCACUCGGCUCGGUCGGUCACCUGGCGCGGCCGGUCCUGAGGGCUGUCGCCGCCGCAGCUGCCCACCACCCGGAGACGUUGCUGCUCCGUCGCCCGCCACCUCGGUCGGGCCAGCACUUUGAUUACGGAAUAACUACUUCUGUUUAUCUUUUUUUUUCAUUAUUAUUUUUUUUUUGCAAAGCACAUCACAAACCAGUUGACAUCCUGAAGGUUGAUUUCUGCAGCUUUUGAAGACUUUUUGAUCUUUUUUGUUGGUUGUGUUUUAGCGUUUUUGUUUUGUUUUGUUUUUUUGGUGUAAACAUCUGAGUGCUUGUCAAACGGCAAGAUGUCCAGUAAUGUCCCGGCGGAUAUGAUAAAUUUGCGCCUCAUCUUGGUAAGCGGAAAAACGAAAGAGUUCCUGUUUUCACCUAACGAUUCUGCUUCUGACAUUGCAAAGCAUGUGUAUGACAAUUGGCCAAUGGACUGGGAAGAAGAACAAGUCAGCAGUCCAAAUAUUCUACGACUAAUUUAUCAGGGGCGAUUUCUACAUGGAAACGUCACAUUGGGAGCAUUAAAGCUUCCCUUUGGCAAAACAACAGUGAUGCAUUUGGUGGCCAGAGAGACGCUGCCAGAGCCAAACUCCCAAGGUCAAAGAAAUCGGGAGAAGACUGGCGAGAGUAACUGCUGUGUGAUCCUGUAAGGCUGAGGGCAGGUGUGAGUGGUGCGGCUCUGCCAUGCUGAGGGGACAGGAGCGGCCCCCCGGGGCUCCAGAGCCCUCCCAAGCUGGCUGCCUGCACAUCCCCAGAACUGACCUAACACACAGGGCCGGCGUCCUUUCUCAUGAAACUCAAAGGAACCAGGAACAUUCUUCACUAUGAUUUUUUAUUUCUUGUCUUAUUGUUUCUGUUGCAUAGUUUUAAAAUAUAUUUUAAAAUACAUUGGUUUUUAAAUGCAGUCGAUAUCCAGGGACAGAAUUAACAAGCCCUUGUUGGAGCGGAAACUGGUUUGCUGCCACAAAAAUUGUCAUCACCAGAACAAAUCAAGUAUUCCAAAUACAGUUUGCACUAAAAAGGACUGACAUUAUUUCCUCAUCCAGAGAUUUUGUUAACACUGUAUUGUACCUAGAAAUGCUCAUGUACAUUUCCAACUGGAAUACACUCAGCAAUUACUGAAGUUAGUGACUGGGCCAUCCUGAGAGGAAGAGCUGGAAAGGAGAGGCAGAUGCUGGGUGCUCCACCGUCAGCCGUGUGACCACGCCGGCGCAGGAUGCCCCCUGAGCGUGACUGUGCUCCCAGCGACUAAUGACAACUCCAGACAGCGUGCCUGCUGUGGAAGCGCUCAGCGGAGGGCUGACGGCCCCGGUGUUCUCCCUCCGCAUGUGCACUUGAACGCUGCAGCAGCUGAGCGCCUGGUCAGACAGCACAAAAAGGGGCGAGAGUGCGUCUCCGAGCCUUAGCGCGGGCGGGACUCCUGUCGCGCCAAGGCUUUCGUUACUGUGCAGACAUGAGGAAACCUCGUCAACUGAUCCGUUUUAUGUGUUUGAAUAUCAGCAAAUGGAAAUUUUCCUUAAUAACUGCUCAUCUGUAACGCCGUCCAGUGUCAGGCUUACUCAUUAGAGAGUUGAGAUGAAUUCCUAUAAUUCAAAAAUCAUAUCUCCAUAGGACUAGUUUUAUUUCUUUAUGUAGUCUGCAUUGGGUUAUCAGUGCUUGCAAUUGUAUUAAAAUCAAAAGCUGAUUUUCAAGGCAUACGUGAUUAAGGAUGCCCUUCAUUUAUUUUGUACCAAUAAUUUAAAGAUUGAUAUGCUAAAAAACAAUGUGCACAGCACUAAAGCAUGAGCUAGUUUCAUCUAAACCUGUAAAAAUAUGAAAGAUUUUAUAUUUUUUUCACUGGGAAGCGAUUCUUCCUGGGUGAAAUUACAAAUAAUAUGUAGAAUAUAUUUAAUAAAAGACUUAUGAAAUACCUAACUAUAUAACCUAAAUAUAGAUUGGCGUGUAGUGUAUAGAACAAUAUUCCACAUAAGUAACUUUAGCCUUUUUAAAAAUGAAGUUGCAGGCUGACGUUAUGUUCUGUCCUUAGCCAGAAGUGUCCGAGCCUCACAGCCUGCGUGUCGGUGGGUUCACACGGUCCGCUUGGUUUCAGUGCAAUCAGGUUAUUUUAUUCACUGUUCUUGCUUUGACACAAAAGCUUUGUAUGCACUAGAUCUACGAAGAUACUGUUCAUACUGAUCAGAGUUAAGUUUGUAUAGAGCAGAGUUUUAAAACGAAUGUAAAUAGCACUAAACAUUUCUUUCUGCAACCUGUACUUACAGAUUCUUUAUGUAAACUAAAUAAAUAAUGUAGUGCAUUUUGGUGGUCAUUUUAUAGGUUUUAAUUAGGUUAUUAAGUGUUAAUGCUUUGUCUCAUCCACGGUUUCUAGUUUUGUUUCUGAAUCUUUAAAAUUCAUUUAAUUAAUAUUCUGUUCUUGGUUUGGGGAGUAUUCCCAGUGUAUCUUUGCUAUUUAAUCUAGUUAAUUUGUGUGUGAUUACACAAUGGAUAGAAUUAUGUAGCUUCUGUUUUCACUAAAGUGUUAUAGUCAGAAGAUGUUAAAUAUUUUUGUGCUUUGUUAACUAGCUCAAAUGUGAAUUCUGUUGGUGUUGACAGAAGAAUCUGGUAGUUACUUAAUUGGACAGUUAAGCCAUUUAUGGCUCUGUUCUUUUGUAAGACAAACUACUGGUAAUUAUUUUUAAUACCUAUUUUAAUUCUAAUUACUCUCCUUUUUUCCCCUAAAGACAGUCAGUUAAUUAUGGUUAUUUUUAUGAUGAUUAAAUAUUCUCUCGGUUUUCAAAAUGUUUUUUUUUUCUGUAUUUCCCACAUUAUAUUUUUCCAUUUUACAGGACCUCAAUUUAGAGUUUGACAAGUGGGAUAAACUGGUUCAUUCAUAGAGAAAGAAUUAUGUCACUUAAUAUCAUAGUUGUACAAAAUUUUUAAAAAGUAACAGUAAAAUUAUAUACUGAAAACACCAAAAAUUUAGAUGCCUUAAUAGUGUGUAUGUGAAAAUACUCAACUGUCCCUUUAAAAAUAACUCCUUGGACUGGCUGCUGGUUUCAGAUAGGAUUGAUCGCUUCCAAGGCUUGUAUUAAGUCCCUUGGCCAAAAACAGCAGCUUUUGCACCCAAAGGUGAGGGCUGGGCAGAUCCAGUGCCGCACAUACAGCCUGACUGGUUCUCGGGCCCUGCCCAGUGCUUGCUGUCUCCAUCUCAUGGUUCCCUCUAGGAGUCCCCGUCCAGGCAGCAGCAACAGCUUUGUUUAGUAAAAGCUCAGCAUGUCCCUCAGUCUGAAUUAUUUACUUUCUAAGAUAAGUUGUAUCUUACCAUGAAAAAUGCGGUAGCUAACAUCACCGUUUGCAUUCAGUGACGUUUUUUUCAUAACAAACUUUUUCCUUAGUUUUAUGAAGUCAUCUUGACCGAUUGUGGUAAACACUGUUUAAUGUGAAAAGAAAUUAAAAAUUUCUUUCUCUAUUGUA